AUGCUCGUGAGCGCGAGAGUCUCAAUUCCUCCAUUCGCUCGUCCUUUGCUUCCCCGGGUUCCCGUGGGGUUGGGACUCGACGUUGAGGGUGCUACUGCUACUGCUACCCCCACCGAUGAUGCCACUGCCCGUGAAGCGGGUAUUGCCCAUGGCACUUUAGCUAUCCGUGGAAGACCGACUCUCAACGAUCCUCCCCGCGAUCCCCGGGACGAGGCCGGUCCAUUGACCCCGCCGGCGACAACAUCCCGCCCCGCCAGUCCUUACACCAUGAACCCACCAGUUGAUUUUGAUGGACUUAGCUGGCCUUGCCCUGGUACCCGGCAGCGAUUGGAGUCGACACCCGAAGAGAAUGAAGAACGGGUAAAGAAGCUUGCAGGUGCUGUCCGAACAAUUUUAGAAUGUGUUGGAGAAGACCCCGAGCGUGAGGGUCUUCGUGAGACUCCCGAGCGAUACGCAAAGGCUAUGCUCUACUUUACCAAAGGUUAUGAGGAGAAUGUACGGGACUUGGUCAACGGUGCAGUUUUCCACGAGGACCACGACGAGUUGGUCAUUGUCAAGGAUAUUGAUGUGUUCUCUCUAUGUGAACAUCACAUGGUUCCCUUCACUGGAAAGAUGCAUAUCGGUUACAUCCCGGAUCGCCGUGUCCUCGGGCUUUCCAAGCUGGCCCGUCUAGCUGAGAUGUUCUCUCGCCGACUCCAGGUGCAAGAGCGCUUGACCAAGCAAGUCGCUUUGGCUAUCUCCGAGGUGUUGAAGCCUCGUGGUGUUGGCGUUGUUAUGGAGUCCUCUCACCUAUGCAUGGUUAUGCGUGGAGUGCAGAAGGUUAGCAGCACCACCACCACAAGCUGCAUGUUGGGAUGCAUGCGAUCCAGUGCUAAAACCAGAGAAGAGUUUUUGACACUCCUGAAUCGCCGAUAA
Messenger RNA from Penicillium malachiteum, 915 nucleotides. RefSeq names its product GTP cyclohydrolase I. The coding region runs from base 1 to 915 and encodes 304 amino acids. Gene Ontology annotation, cellular component: cytoplasm. The record is from RefSeq and is a predicted model, not a curated record. The transcript is spliced from 4 exons. Lineage: Eukaryota; Fungi; Ascomycota; Eurotiomycetes; Eurotiales; Aspergillaceae. Gene Ontology annotation, biological process: tetrahydrofolate biosynthetic process; tetrahydrobiopterin biosynthetic process. Gene Ontology annotation, molecular function: GTP binding; zinc ion binding; GTP cyclohydrolase I activity.